Messenger RNA from Neohortaea acidophila, 1740 nucleotides. RefSeq lists its product as uncharacterized. Bases 1 to 1740 code for a protein of 579 amino acids. NCBI's taxonomy places the organism in Eukaryota, Fungi, Ascomycota, Dothideomycetes, Mycosphaerellales, Teratosphaeriaceae. The record is from RefSeq and is a predicted model, not a curated record. The transcript has a single exon.
AUGACGGAAGCUCCGAAGGACAAGCCCUCAACGGCCGAGGGCGUGGAUGCCGCGGAUUCGCACACCAAUGGGCCCCCAAACGACUCCGCUCAGCCUUCUGAUACGCUCGCGCCCGUCUCGAGUCGCUCGCCUCCGACGUCGCCACCACUCUCCCCCCCCCUUCUCGAGAAGCGGAGGUCCUCGGGAGCGGAAGACUACUACUCCUCUCGACCCAAGUUCGACAGACUGGGCAAUCCGAUACCGCAACGACGCCAGCCCGGAGCCAUGUCGGCCGUGUACGGCUCUGCAAACAUCCAGCUUCCCGGCGAUCUUGGCUCAAAAGAUCCCCGCCGUCCAAAGUCCCCCAUGCCGGCCGCAUUGCCCGGCGAUCUGGGUCCGAACGACCCUCGCCGCCCACGGAGCUCCCAAGGUAGCCCAGCUCCCUCUACCCGUUCCAGAGCUCUAAGCGAGGAACUGGAUGAUUUACCGGAAGGCGCCAGGCUGCUCAAAGAUCCCAAGGAGCUGCUGAAACCUCUUCGCCGAGAGAGCCAGGAGAGUGUCAAUUCCGAGAACGACUUUGACACCGACGGAGAAGAGACUCAGCGGGGCAGGGGCCGCAAGAGGCCCGAGCCCGGAAGGACCACGUCCGGGAAGUCCAUCAACGUUCGCGAAGAAAGCGAGGAUUCCGUGCGAGAGCCCAGAUCCUGGCCCGGCGGCGCAAAGCCCGAUCCGACUAAAGGCGAAAGCAAGGCUUCCGUCCUGGGCACGCCGGAAGUGAGAAUCACACACGCACCGACCAAGAAACCCGUCCAUCCCAGCACGGCUUUCGAUCUGCCCGCCUCGGGAAUUUCGACACCACUGACAUCCGACGAUGAGUCCCACUCGGAGAUGCGAGCUGCCCAGCAGCUGUCGCUGACCAUGUCCAACAUCCACAGCACGCCGAGUGCGCAUCGGGUGAUCAGGCAGAUCGUUCGUGGCGACUACGCGCAUUUCCAACGUGAAGCGGAAGAGGGUAGGCGACGACAGCGGAUGUAUCUGGUUGCCACGGACAUAUCACCCGAGUCCGAGCACGCCCUCGAGUGGACAAUUGGCACGGUUCUCCGCGACGGAGACACGCUAUUUGCCGUGUAUGCGGCAGACGAAGAAACGGCGGGAACGAGCGGGGAGGGUGCCGUGGAAGUCGGCCACGGCGCAGACAUGGUCAAAGAUACGGCUGCCAUUGUCAAGGGUUUACCGAUGCCGAAUGUUCCCAAUUCACCCGGCCCGUCACCACUCGCUCGCGGCAGCAUCAUAGUAAACGAGCGCAGUCGGAGCCGCGGAGUAUACAGUUCCGCCGAGUCGGAGCGAAGGCGAGCCCUAGAGGACAUUACGGCUUGCUGCAUUCGACUUCUGCGGAAAACCCGGCUGCAAGUGCGAGUUGUUGUGGAAGUGUUCCAUUGCAAAUCACCACGACACAUCAUCACCGAGGUGAUUGAUUUCCUGUCUCCCACCCUCGUCAUCAUCGGAAGCCGAGGACAGAGCGCGGUCAAAGGAGUGCUCCUGGGAAGCUUCUCCAACUAUCUCGUCACGAAGAGUAGCGUGCCGGUGAUGGUUGCACGCAAGAAACUACGAAAGCACUCCAAGAGCCGCAGAAACCGAGACGGGACCACUGUGCCGUACAGCGGCAUGUCCGGAAGACCCAGCAGAUUCAGCAAUGUGAUUGAGGUGCCGAAAGGAAAAGGCUUGCGGGUGAAAGACUGGAGUGCUGUUGGAAUCGAUUGA